AUGCAAGGGGCCAAGCCCGCGACCAGCAGCAGCAAUGGGAGCGUGGGUAGCAGCAGUAGCCGAAGCAGCGGUAGGCGAAGCAGCAGACGGGAUGAAGGAGGGAUGGCGAUCAGGAAAGGAACGUGGAUGGCCGAGGAGGACGAGAUCCUGAUGGAGUACGUCCGGAAGCACGGUCCCCGCGACUGGAGCUCCAUUCGAUCCAAAGGCCUCCUCGCCCGCACCGGCAAGUCCUGCCGCCUCCGCUGGGUCAACAAACUCAAGCCCGACCUUAAAACCGGGUGCAAGUUCUCGCCGGAGGAGGAGAGGAUAGUGCUGGAUCUGCAAGCCAAGUUCGGGAACAAGUGGGCGAGGAUCGCGACGUACCUGCCGGGGCGGACGGACAACGACGUGAAGAACUUCUGGAGCACGCGGCAGAAGAGGCUGGCUAGGAUCUCGCGCUCGUCUCUCCCACCCAGAUCAAGCAAGAACGAUAAGGAGUUACCUGCUGUCUCUUCAUAUGAAGCACCGCCCAACAUGGAAGUAAGUCUGCGUUACAUCACCAGCCUGAUCUCACGUAGGAAACCAUGGCGAUGUCUUACUUCACCUCUCCUGUAAGCAGGACACCUGCCUCGAUCUGGUUUUGCUUGAAGAAGGAUCCUCCAACGUUCAGUGCGGCACCGCUCUCUACGUGGACAACCAGUGCGCCAUGAGCAUGGC
Musa acuminata AAA Group (dessert banana) is the source of this 696-nucleotide messenger RNA. RefSeq names its product probable transcription factor MYB58. Bases 1 to 594 code for a protein of 197 amino acids. The record is from RefSeq and is a predicted model, not a curated record. NCBI's taxonomy places the organism in Eukaryota, Viridiplantae, Streptophyta, Magnoliopsida, Zingiberales, Musaceae. The transcript has 2 exons.